Messenger RNA from Panthera uncia (snow leopard), 1129 nucleotides. RefSeq names its product phenylalanine-4-hydroxylase-like. Lineage: Eukaryota; Metazoa; Chordata; Mammalia; Carnivora; Felidae. Gene Ontology annotation, biological process: L-tyrosine biosynthetic process. The coding region runs from base 162 to 671 and encodes 169 amino acids. Gene Ontology annotation, molecular function: iron ion binding; phenylalanine 4-monooxygenase activity. The record is from RefSeq and is a predicted model, not a curated record. The transcript has 5 exons.
UGGGGCUUCACUGUGGCCGGUAAGUGGCAGGGGACAUCCUUGCAAUCUCUCCUCUCCUCCUAACGCCAGGUUAAAAACCUCAGGAGCAGCACUUGCUGUUUGCGAAACUGCCUGCCACCGACGCCCCGGAGUUAGACGCCUCACUCGCACGGGGAGCCAGCAUGUCGGCUGUGGUCCUGGAAAACCGAGGUUUUGGCAGGAAACUCUCUGACGGACAGGAAACAAGCUAUAUUGAAGACAAUUCCAAUCAAGAUGGUGCCAUAUCACUGAUCUUCUCACUCAAGGAAGAAGUUGGUGCCCUGGCCAAGGUCUUGCGCUUGUUUGAGGAGAAUGAUAUAAACCUGACCCACAUUGAAUCCAGACCUUCGCGCUUGAAGAAAGAUGAGUAUGAAUUUUUUACCUAUCUGGAUCAACGUAGCAUGCCUGUCCUGGCAAACAUCAUCAAGAUCUUGAGGCAUGACAUCGGUGCCACCGUCCAUGAACUUUCCCGGGAUAAGAAGAAAGACACAGUGCCCUGGUUCCCAAGAACCAUUCAAGAGCUCGACAGAUUUGCCAACCAGAUCCUCAGCUAUGGAGCAGAACUGGAUGCAGACCACCCUGGUUUUAAGGAUCCUGUGUAUCGAGCAAGACGGAAGCAGUUUGCUGACAUUGCCUACAGCUACCGACAGUAAGUCCACUUUGCUGGUCUUGGGGAAGAGAGAAGCACACGCUCCUGGCUUACCUUUUCCUUGCCCAAGUUUGGAAAAUACCAGCAUAGAGUCCCGCCUUCGGCGUGUGUGUGUGUGUGUGUGUGUGUGUGUGUGUGUGCGCGUGCGCGCGCGCGCGCAUGUGUGUUUAAACCCUCCCUUUAAUAACACAUGUUUCAAAAAAAAAUUGCUGCUAGACAAAACAAAAUUACCCACCGUGCCGGCCGGCCUUCUCCCCAGCUUUGUUGUGUCCUUAUGCGCUAACGUCUGAAGUAAUUACAAAAGGCCUCGGCCCUGAAUAACACAGCCUCUGGUAUUCUCCACAUUAAACAGGGAAGAAGGAAAAAGAGAAUAAUUUACAUUCAAGGAGGAGUUGGCUGCUUUACUGAAAUAAUGAAUCAUUUGAGGUUUUAGAUGAGCCGUGCCUCAGCGUUCUUCUUUGA